AUGGACCGAAAUUUUAACACCAGGCGAUCUGUAGAUAGCGCUCGCUCGUUCGCUGCUCCUCCUUCCCCUCUCAAUCCUUCUCCUCUCUCACCAUCCCAUGCCUCCGUGAGCAAUACCUCGGCACCUACCAAUAUCGACAAUCCUCCGCGAUCGAGGCCUGGCCGCUCCGUCUCCCACUCGCUCAAUCUCUCGUCUUCCGCCAGCAGGAAGAGCCGACAUGCUGAGCCGGGAACAAGCGACGCCCACUCCGCCAUCGCCAGCCUCUCUAUGCCCCCGCCGCCUUCCGUGCCCUUGAAGAGUCCUCGAAGCUCCCUCUGUCGUAGCCGUCGCGAAUCCAACAAUUCGCUCGAGGCCUGGAGCGACUCCGCCCUACAAUUCGCCGACGUCGACGAAAUCGAUACCCCACGCCUCAUGUCUGGGCCCGGCAACGAGCGAGAUCCCACCGCCCCAUUUCGCCCCCUCCCCGAGCCCGCCCUGACAACCCGCAAUUCUUUCUCGUCCGACUCGGAGCUGAAGCGCAACUCAGUCUCGAGCGUUUUUUCCGUCUACUCGCUUGCCUCAGCUCGCGGCGUUAUUCCAUCUUCGGCACCCGCCGCCGCCCAAUCUUCGGCAGCCUCCACGAACGGUUCUGACGGCGGUCCUGCUCGUUCGGUUUCCGGAAUCAUGUCGUCCGGGAAGCCCGUCACGAACGCCUCCCAGCCAGGCGCCGAGGUCUCAAACGUGACCGUCACCACCUCGUCCACCGCACAGAAUGGCAGCACCGCUGCUGCCGGCACCCAUCACCUCACUCCGCGCGACAACCACAACCACAACCAACACGAUCUGAUCAAGCGUCCUCACCGCGACCAUCACCAUCGUCCGCAGCCCACCCGAUCCCGUAGCAGAAACAAGCGCAGAUUCAGUGGAAGUACCGGUGCUAGUAGCCACAGCCCCAGCAGCGAUCGGGGACCCUACCACGGCGGCAAGGAGAAAGAAGAGGUCAAGCCAGCGCCUUGGGGUGUUAUUGGAGUCUGCGCGUUGGACGUCAAGGCUCGAAGCAAGCCCAGUAGAAAUAUUCUCAACCGCCUCAUUGCCAACCGCGAGUUCGAUGUGGUUGUGUUUGGUGACAAGGUCAUCUUGGACGAAGAGGUUGAGAAUUGGCCAAUCUGCGAUUAUUUGAUCUCGUUCUACUCCGAUGGCUUCCCAUUGGACAAAGCCAUCGCGUAUGUCAAGACGCGCAAACCAUUCUGCGUCAAUGAUGUGCCUAUGCAAAAGAUCCUCUGGGAUCGUCGUCUUUGCUUGAACAUUCUGGACCGUAUAAACGUGCCGACUCCGAAGCGUAUCGAGGUCAAUCGUGACGGUGGACCAGACAUCCUGACCCCGGACACGGCCAAGCACAUCAAAGAUGUUACUGGCAUCACACUAGACCCCGAGGAAUUGGGCUACAACCGCUUGCCUCGAAAGGUUGAGUUGCUUGAUGACGGUGAUAUUCUCAGCGUAGAUGGCGCCCUUCUCAAGAAACCGUUCGUCGAAAAACCCGUCAGCGGUGAGGACCAUAACAUCAUCAUUUACUUCCCCAAGUCAACGGGAGGCGGCGCCCGCAGACUGUUCCGCAAAAUCGGCAACAAGAGUUCCGAGUACGAUCCGGAAUUGAACAUUCCCCGCGCUAUUCUCGAGCCGGAGAACAGUUACAUCUACGAAGCGUUUAUGCGUGUUGACAACGCCGAGGAUGUCAAGGCUUACACCGUCGGACCGAAUUACUGUCAUGCGGAGACAAGAAAAUCGCCAGUCGUUGAUGGCGUUGUGAGGCGUAACACUCACGGCAAGGAACUGCGAUAUGUGACGGGUCUCAACGCCGAGGAGAAGGAAAUUGCAAGCAAGAUCUCGACUUCCUUCGGCCAAAGGGUCUGUGGAUUUGACUUCCUGCGGGCUGGUGGAAAGAGCUACGUGAUUGACGUCAAUGGUUGGAGUUUCGUCAAGGACAAUGAUGAUUACUACGACCACUGCGCCAACAUUUUGAAGGAGGUCUUCGUCAAGGAGAGGUUGAGACGAGGCGGUGUUACCUCCCCAGCACCAUCUCCAGCUCCUUCAGAUGUAGUAGACCCGUUGGCAGCCCGAGGCAAGGAGAAGGACACCCAGCCCACCUCCGCGCCCCCAACUCAGAACAAGUCAUUUGGCAGCGUGUCAGCUGCCUCCGAGAAGCAACCGACGGAGCCCAAACCGAUACCUACGAGCGCACCUCCUCAGAAAUCCGAGAGCGGGCUGACAUCCGCGGUCACAAGCUCUUGCACCAGCCCGACACUCCCGCCUCCUCCUCCGCUGAUGGAUCCAGCCGUAGCAAGUGUUCCAUCGACGACAGCAUCUGCAACCCCCUCUGCGACACCGUCUCUUCAGGGCGAGGUUCCCGCACCGCCCGAGGAGGCUCCAGCACCGCCACCGCCGAAGCACUCUUGGAAGCUGAAGGGUAUCGUUUCCGUCAUCCGACACGCCGAUCGUACUCCCAAGCAAAAGUACAAAUUCACGUUCCACACCGCGCCGUUCAUCGAACUACUCAAGGGUCACCAGGAGGAGGUUCUUCUUAUUGGCGAGGCUGCCUUGGCUAGUGUGCUGCAAGCUGUCGAUGUUGCGUUGAAGGCUGGGGUCGAGGAUCGCCAAAAGCUCAAGUCUCUUCGCAACGUCCUCGUCAAGAAGGGUGGAUGGGCUGGUACCAAGGUGCAGAUCAAGCCCAUGUUCCGAAAGAAGAAGACAGAGGAGAACGCUGUUUCCUCAGGCGACGAGCUCUCCCAGGUGUUGAAGGAAGGCGUGGCAACGGACUUUGCCGAGAAGUCGCAGGAUGACGCUUCCAAGACGGAUAACUCAUCUCCCUCUCGCAAACCGCCCAAGAGACACGAUUCACUGUCUGGCGUUACCAUGUCUCGUAUUACAGCCGCAGAGGAGAGUCUGGUCCUGGAUAAGCUUCAACUCAUUGUGAAAUGGGGUGGUGAGCCGACUCACUCAGCCCGGUACCAAGCCCAAGAGUUGGGCGAGAACAUGCGCAACGACUUCAACCUGCUUAACCGCGAUGUACUCGAUGAGGUCCACGUGUUCAGCAGCUCCGAGCGUCGCGUCACAACUAGCGCGCAGAUCUGGGCGUCUGCUUUCCUGGAUCGCAAAGACCUCCCCGAGGACUUCAUCACGAUUCGCAAGGAUCUCCUCGACGACUCGAAUGCCGCCAAGGACGAGAUGGACAAGGUCAAGAAGAAGCUCAAGGGCCUCCUCCGCAAAGGGAACGAGCGGCCGUCUCAGUUCGCCUGGCCCGACAAGAUGCCCGAGCCGGCCGAGGUUCAGACUCGCGUCGUCCAGCUGAUGAACUUCCAUCGCCGGGUGAUGCACCACAACUACGCCAAGUUGAACAACGGUAGCGCCGUCGCGUCUCUCAACACCCACAUCGUCAACCCGGGCUCGGAGAAGCACGCGAACGGGGAGUCCUCGGGCUCGACGAGCACCUCGUCCACGGGGUCGGCCCUGGCGCAGGCCAACGCCAUCAACAGCAUCCAGACCCGCUGGUGCUGCGGAGAGGAUGCGGAGCUUUUCAGGGAGCGGUGGGAGAAGCUGUUCGCCGAGUUCUGCGACGGCGAAAAGGUCGACCCCAGCAAGAUCUCAGAGCUUUACGACACGAUGAAGUUCGACGCCCUGCACAACCGCCAGUUCCUCGAAUGGGUCUUCACCCCGCCCAAGGCCAUGCUGGAAGAGGAGUACGGCACCAAGGACAAGGACGGCAAGGAGACGAGCAAGGACGGAAAGGCCACGGAAAAGGGUUCGGACGAGGGGAAGUCGUCCCAGGACGACAAGCGGGACUUUUCGGGUUCCAGCGACAAGGCGGAGAAGAGUGAUGCCAGCAAGAGCUCGACGUCCGUUAGGCGCAUCUUCCGCCGCCGCUCGUUCCUGAACGGCCUGCUGCACAACGGAGAGCAGGCCGCGCCGGAGCAGUACUUCCAUCUCUACAAGGGCACCACCCAGACAAAGGCCAAGACGGACGCCCGCUUCGAGCCGCUCAGGGAGCUCUACCAGCUCGCCAAGGUGCUCUUCGACUUCAUCUGCCCGCAGGAGUACGGAAUCUCGGACAGCGAAAAGCUGGAGAUCGGUUUGUUGACAUCGUUGCCGCUGCUCAAGGAGAUCGUCCAGGAUCUCGAGGAGAUGCAGGCGUCCAACGACGCCAAGUCCUUCUUCUACUUCACGAAGGAGUCACACAUCUACACCCUCCUCAACUGCAUUCUCGAGGGCGGCAUCGAGACGAAGAUCAAGCGCAGCACGAUUCCCGAGCUCGACUACCUAUCGCAGAUCUGCUUCGAGCUCUACGAGUCCGAGAUCAAGGUCCCCGCCGACACGCCCGAGGGCGGAGAGGAGCAGGCCUUCGCCUACAGCAUCAGGAUCACCAUCAGUCCCGGAUGCCACGUCUACGACCCCCUCGACGUGCAGCUCGACAGCAAGCACAGCAUCAGCUGCGCGCCCCGACGUAGCUUGACCCCUCACGCCGACUGGAUGCAGGUGAUCCGCACCCUGAGGGCAAAGUUCAACCAAGUCAAACUGCCAAAGACCUUCCUCGCCAUCAACCUGUCAGAUCUGUUCUCGUUCGAGGACCACGAGAGACGGGAUAGUGAUACCGAGGGGCUCGUGAUGAAGUCAUUGCACAAAUCGAAGGCCGCGGACGCCGAGGAUAAGCCAGACGCUACGCCGCCUGAUGACGAGCUCGUUGCGGUCGGGGAGCUACUUACCGCGAAUCUGAAGAGGGAGGAGGAACCGGUGAGCCCCGGAACAAAGGUCGACGGUCCGGAUGCCGUGACGGUUGCCGAGGAGGUCAGUGAGGUGAUCACGCAAGAGGAGGCUGUCAAGUCGGAAGAAGAACCCGCAGCUUCUUCGUGA
Molecule: messenger RNA, 4881 nt
Organism: Colletotrichum karsti
Lineage: Eukaryota; Fungi; Ascomycota; Sordariomycetes; Glomerellales; Glomerellaceae
Product: histidine acid phosphatase
Exons: 5
Coding region: 1-4881 (1626 amino acids)
Biological process (GO): inositol phosphate biosynthetic process; inositol metabolic process
Cellular component (GO): cytosol
Molecular function (GO): inositol hexakisphosphate kinase activity; 5-diphosphoinositol pentakisphosphate 1-kinase activity; diphosphoinositol pentakisphosphate kinase activity
Source: RefSeq, a predicted model, not a curated record